Phytophthora nicotianae INRA-310 is the source of this 6940-nucleotide messenger RNA. RefSeq lists its product as hypothetical. Bases 1 to 6714 code for a protein of 2237 amino acids. Gene Ontology annotation, biological process: protein localization to ciliary inversin compartment. NCBI's taxonomy places the organism in Eukaryota, Oomycota, Peronosporomycetes, Peronosporales, Peronosporaceae. Gene Ontology annotation, cellular component: ciliary inversin compartment. The record is from RefSeq and is a predicted model, not a curated record. Gene Ontology annotation, molecular function: protein binding. The transcript has 3 exons.
AUGACAAAGCGCUCCCCUUAUGAAUUUGACGAUACGGUGUCGUUGGCUACUGCGCAGCGAACGAGGAAGAAGAAGCGCCGAGAGAGCCCCAGCGAUCGUGAGAAUGAGGCCAACGAGGCGUGGCUGGCUUCAGUUCUGCACCCUGCGCAACAGAACGAUACACUUCGAGCAGAGGUUCAGCGCAAUCAGAUCGGUGUUCGAACACAACCAGAGGUGACGGUGAAGCGAGCAGAGCAAGCACAGUCUCACAUGAGUGUCGAAGUAUUGGAACAGAAGAAGAUGUUGUUGCCGUAUCUGGACAAGAUCGAGUACAUUAACUGCCAGCUACGACAGCGUGGGCUUUUGCCAUCUGAAGGGAGAUCUCUUGUUAAGAAGAGUCGAACGGAGGAGGUUCCGAAUAGUCAAGCUGGAAAGAAGCCAAUGGUAAAGCCCCCAGCACGGGCUCUUCCAGCAACGGUAGCUACGCGGAAUCAAGAUGAGCAGGAUCGGGAUAAAACCUCGGUUGCUACUUCAGUCAAGGUUUCGACUAGGAUGCUGCAGUUGCGAUAUCCACGAUUUUUCGAGGCGGUGGUGCAAACCAACAUAGCAAAACCCGUGUUACCCAGAGGACGCGGUAUCAAUUGGCUCCUUCGAACGAUAGAGGUGAUCUACAACGCUCUCGCAGACAACUUACUGAACAUGGGAAAUGGAAGAGGUGACACGGAACCUGCGUCUUCACUGAUGUUAGCGAAACCAAAGAACAGUUCUCAGCGUAGUAUGACCACGCCAGGCUGGUUAGCCAUGCCGUUCUUCGCUCGAAGGUUCAUUCACCACUCGUUGGGUCUGCCUGAAUUAGCCGACCAAGAGUGCAUGGACCUCAUGUACAACAUCGAGCUCACACGCGAACAAUAUCCCCAAGUGUCUCUAUUUGCUUCAUUCUUAAGGGAAAUCUACGACGAGGACACUCUGCUCUUCUUUUUAUUUGUACGGGGUCAUUUACAAGACGAAUUUGAUCUGGAUCUAGCAGCUAAAGAGAAGCAAGCGCAUUCCUCAAGAGCAAGUGGUUCCAAGAAAUACAUCGCAACAAAUUUGAUAGAGCUGCGCAAUCAUCCGUUAAUUCCAGACGGAACAAAGCAGGUUUUCCUCUCCAAAGCAGCAUGUGAAAGUGUAAUGUUGCGCGUAUUUGAGUCUUCACGACGUCUUCGAUACGAUGAAGCAUCAAGAAUUGCCGCUCCCAUCUUGCUGGCUCGAUAUAUUGUCCGUGAGCCGUUAGCAGUUCGACUCCAAGCUGAUGAAAGCCACUUGAUGGUAUCGGCAGAAGUCUUUCUAACGACAUUGGUUAAAAUGUUUGGAGAAGUUGCUGAAGAUAUUCUAGCGCAGUUUAAAUUCAACGACGACGGCGAAUCCUUGUCGAAUCUGAUCCGACUUCGAGACACCAUCACACUGGACUCAAAAGUCGAUAAGUUCGUGGGCAUGUACGCCGAACAAGAGCGAUCUCUGCGUAACCAGAAGAUCGAGUUAAUGAAGAUGGAACGUAGCAACACCGAUAACCAGUUUCGAGUACAUAUUCGUCUACUACAGAAUCAGAUUCGUCUACAGGAACAAGAACUUCAACAUAUUCAGAAAAAGAUCACGGAUGGUGAAAAUCUGGUAAAUAACGUUUGGAAAGAGGUGAUCGCCGUUAAAUCCCUUCCAAAGCAGUCAAUUGUACGAGGUACCAGUGAAGUUUAUUUGCCUUCAAAAGAGCUUAUCUCUGUUCUUGGGCGAUUUGAAGCGCAUAUUGGGAGAUUGCAGAGGAAACAUGAUAUUGCAGUGAAGGCGUCGAUGCUAUUGGCUGUACCAUGGCAACAGCAAAUGGAGGAGCUAAGACUGCGUAUGGUGAUCCGAAUCCAACGUGCCUAUCGAGCGAGAAAACGUUCUCAAGAAACAAAGCAAAAGGCACGAGAUAAACUGUCGGCGCAGAUCCUAGAACGGGAGAUCAAGCUGAAAAACCAGGAACUGGAGCGCAAACGGCUCGAAGCUGUACGUGAAAAGGAUAUGGAGCGUCAUCAGCAGCGUUUGAAGGCGAGAAAAGAGCAGGAGGACAAGCAGAAACGUGAACUUGAAGAAAAGCAAAAGAAACUGGUUAAAAAGGCUCGGGUACAAGAAGCCACACAACGUGCUGCAGCAAUGAAGAAGAAAGACCUCGUCCAUGUUAUGACUCAGUGGAAAUUCUUCGUAACAAGGAAGAAGAACCGACGCAAGGCCAACCUUUUGUUCAUAAAGUUCAAGCUCAUGAAGUGGAAAUUACUUGUGGUUCUACACAAGCGAAUGGAACGGGCAGCAAGGAUUAUCCAGCACAUUAUCCGCCGACGAAAAAAGCAAAAACAGCUUCGCAAGCUCAUAAAUACGCGUAUAAAGCGCACCAAAAUGGCCAAAAAGUAUCUGCUAAAGGUUCAGUCGCGAAUGAUGAACCGAACGUUCAACCAUUGGGCCGCUUUUACUAUUGAGCAGCAGAGACUUCGAGAUAAUUUCGCUGCAAUCGUUCAGCGUCGAGAAGGUCACUGGUUCCAGCGAUGGGUAGGCUUUAUUGACAUGAUGAAAACAGGGAAGUUUGAGGCGGCUAUCUUGAUUCAACGACAGUAUAGAGGGCGAGUGGCACGUCAAGUGUUCAAGUAUCAGCGAGAUCGACAUCGUAAAGCAGUCGUUAUUCAGCGGGUGUAUCGAGGACAUCGAGGUCGAGUCAUAGUGAGAAAGAGACGGCAGAUCAAGGCCACGCAGGAUAAAGGAGUGGAGGUGAUCUUGCGUCGCGUUAGGUAUCGACAAGCAGGUUUGUGCUUCAACAUGGUCGUCCGCUAUACGUACUGGGAGCGUCGCAUUAAAGAGAUGGCUCAAGCUCGAAAGAUUGUUACGAAGAGAACGGUUAUUCUGGCUUGGAGAGGAUUUGCAAGUUUGAAGAGAGAGAAGAGAGCUGAACGUCUGCGUCUGAGUAACCACAGUGCUUCAGUCAUUCAGCGAAACUUUCGUCGACAUCUUUGUCAAGUGGUUUUCAAGGAUACAUUGAGGAAUCAUCGAGCAGCAGUCACGAUUCAGCGUUUGUUUCGAGGCUUUCAAGGCCGAAACGCAGCGCUUCGGCGACGUUGGGAAAUGUACGCAUCGACUCGAAUCCAAACCGUUUGGAGGAGAUACAAGGCGAAGAAAUACGUGGCGGCUGUACGUACGGAGAAGAUUCUGCUAGCCACGUAUAAAGGAGACUACACGACUGUCAAACGCGCUAUUGCGAAUGGGUUCUGGCACGUCACAGACAAUGAAGGCAACAGUAUCCUUCACCUUGCAGCCGCUGCAGGACACAAACGCUUAGUGAAGCUCUGUCUGCGCAACUCGUUCGACAUCAAUGUCGUGAAUUAUCAUAACCAAACUGCAUUGCAUCUGCUACUUGCUAACUUACCUCCUUCGAAUGCCGUAUAUGAUGUGAGUGAUGUGAGAAUACGAGACGAACGAGUGGCGCUUGGAGAGUAUAUGAUCGAGCACGGAGCGUGGCAUGAAGCACCGGAUGAAGAAGGGUUUACGCCUCUCCUGCUGUGUGCUUCACUGGGUCAAAGUGAAGCUGUGGAUAUGCUACUGAACCAUGGAGCCAACACCGAAGCUAGGACGUCUGGAAGCAAUCUUAAUGCGCCUCAAUUAGCAGUUGAAGGAAAUUAUUCCGCCACACUCAAGGUCCUUCUAGAGUCUGGAAGCUUCGAUACUGGUGAUACCGGUCGCACUACAGAGUUCUUGCUACAUGCUGGUGCUGGGCGAGGCUUAGUAGACUGCGUUCGAGUGCUGGUUGCCCAUAUUCGACAACGACUUGAAGUGUUUGGUUAUGACGCGCUUGAUCUGUGCGACUCGGAGGGUUAUACGCCAUUGAUUUAUGCGGUUAGCAAUGGAUAUCUCGAUGUUACAGAGUGUCUAUUGGAAGCAGACUCUGGUCCUGACGUUAAGGAUUACUUUGGGCGUUCACCGCUUCACUUUGCGUUAAUUACCGACGAUGCAGAGAUUCGAGAAGCUCUUGUGAGCCUGCUUAUUCAGUAUGACGCGGAUGUUAAUGUGAAAGACACAGACGGCGAUGCGCCGCUGCAUGUGAGCUGCGUGGAUGAUGAUCGCCUGGCCUGCACCCAUCUCUUGCUCACAAACGGCGCUUUGAUCUGUGCCAACGCACUGGGAAACCAUCCGACGCACAUCGCCGCAUGCAACGGAGCAGUCGACACAUUAAAGUUGCUGAUUGAUUAUGGCGGAGAUAUGAACCUAAAAAACUACGACGGCAAGACGCCGUUGGGUAUGGCUCGUAUGAACGAUCAAGCAGCAGUCGUAGACUUUGUGGCUGCGUAUUUCGCACAGGAAUGUGCAGAUAAGAAGAAUGCAGACAGCCCGGAGCUUGAGCCGGUUGAGGACGAGGAAGGUAAUCAGGAAAGUCAUGAAAGACCUGAGAAUCAGAGUGAUGGUCAUCAUGAGCAAAAUGUUGAAGACGAAAAUCCCCAUAAGAACCGGACACUAUCGGAGUGGGUUGCGGCAGUCUCGGAGGCGUAUUGUAUGGGUUCUCUGGCGGAGUGGACGCAGUAUAUCGACGCAGCAACGGAGGUGCCGUUUUACUACAGCUUGGGGCCUUCAGGUGAGCACUUAUACACGUGGGACACCCCCGUAGAGUUCGAUGCAUCUAUGGGCGAAAUCUGGGAGAUCGUACGUGGUCCCUCGACAACAACUGCCCUGGACGAAGAACAGGAUCCGUCUGCGGUUGAUAGUAGGUAUUAUCUGUACCACAACCGGGUUACGGACGAACUCACGUCGACCAUUCCGCCUAUCAACUACGCACUGUUGCAAGACGUAGUACAGAAUUCCAAAAGCAUGAAAUUACUACGUGCUCGUGUCCGAAAAGUAUCAACCGAUGAACUCAGUGCCUCUGCGAUGGAAUACAUGCGUUUCUUCCGCGGGUUUGAAGAGGAGAGCGCUCAAAUGCGCAAGGAAAUGCGUGCUGCGAUCAAAAUCCAGCGUCACUUCCGUGCCCGACGAACACACUUGCUCAUCAAGGCUUUAUUACAUCAGAAUCGCUGUGCUGUACAUCUCCAACGCGCAUUCCGAGGGAGAAAAGCUCGUCGACAAGCCAAAAUGAUGCGAGUACAGCAAAUUGAGAUCGUGAAGAUACAAGCUCUCUAUCGUGGCCAUGCUACACGCAAACGAGAAGCCCGAGACCUUCGCUCUCAGCGCCAAUUGCAUCUUAAACGCAGACUCGCUGCACGAGACAUUCAACGUGUUUUUCGAGGCUUUAAGGGCCGUAAACGAGGGCAUCGUGAGAAGGUUAUCCAGAGACUUGGGCCCAAGAAUUACUUUGAAUGGGAGGCAUUAAGAAAGCGCUCAAAAGUGGUUCGAUCAUUUAAAGUUUGGGACGAGAUGGACGCACAACCAGAUUUCCCUGGCGUUCUAUUCUAUUGCCAUAAAGUGACACGUGCGUGUAGCUGGCAACAGCCUCCGCCUUGGAUCCAGCACGACCGAGAAGCUUUUGAAAAUCGACAACAACUGGUACGUUGGGGGUAUACGGAAAGAAUGCAACAAGCGGCUCAGAGUCUCCAGAGACUGUGGCGAACUCGCAUUGCUCGGAUUUCGUUCCAAAUGGUAAUGCGUGCAGUGAGACUAAUGAGGACGUGUGAGCAAGAGUAUCUGGAGGAUCCGACCCAUUUGGCUAAAAUGGCCAACUAUGUGUUGUACCUGCAUACUAUCACACAUGACUAUGAACGUGCACGACCGCUUUACGGAAGACUCUUGCGAGUGAUGGCACAGCGAGGGCCAGAUAUCCCGUUUAUUCUCUUCUCGUAUGGUAUCUUCCUGUAUAUUACGCAGGAAGAAGACACGACGCUAGUGGAAGAAAUGAUAUUGCGUGGUAAGAUAGCGGACCCGACGUUGGUUAAGUACAAAGUGGCAUUCUUAGGGUUCUUCCGGCAGGCAAUUCUCCAGAAUCCGGACGAUGCUGAAGCCCACAUCAACUAUGCGGCUUGUGUCCAAUGGCUUUACGAACAGUAUGAUGAGGCUACGAAUCAUUAUCUUAAAGCUCUGGCCUUGGCUCCACAACGUAAAGGAACCAUUGAGCUCUUUCAGAACAUGUUGGACUACAAGAGACGGAUUGAGCGAGCUAAGCUCACUCCGCGUAGUAAGAAAGCACUGACAAAACUGGAAGACGCUGGAGAGGAAGAACAGUUUGACGCCUUUGCACUAUUCCGACGGUGGCAGGCGAAACAGGCUGAAGAAGAAGAUCGAGCACGGAGAAUCAUCCUCGAAGCCGAGCAAGAUCUCGCUAUUAGGCAGACUGCAGCUCGCAAGAUUCAAGCACGAUAUCGUCGUCGAAAUGCCAUGAGGAAAGUGACUCGCCUUCGACUUGAGUACAAAUUGGCUGCGAUAAGAGCUGAAGAGGCUCAACAACAAGCGCUGUACGAUAGAAUUACUAUGGCAUUCGAAGAUAUACUGUCCAGCUCUACCAAGAAGAAAAAGCAGGGAGAUCCUACUCCUGUCUUGAGUCUUCCGGUCGCUCAGCUUGACGCAAUCUUCAUUUCACUAAAGAUGGAGUUCACCGAAGCUCAGCUGAACGCCGUAAGCGCAAAGUUCCGGAAGGACCAUCCAAAGCUUAAACACGUCAACGUCAUGGAUAUCUGCCGCUUUGUGCAAGCUCAGCCACUGCUACAAGAGAGACUUCCGACCAUAUUCCCGUCUACAGGCUCCAACACAUCGUAGGUAGAACAUGAAUGAGCCAGUGGGGCAAACAUUCUUUGGCAAUUCUCCCGCUGGAAGAUUGCAAUGCGAAGUUGAAGUUGUCGACGGUACCGAAUCUGAUUGGGCGGAAUUUUGAAGCAAAAAUGCUCUCGAAACGGAUUUUCAAUAGUAUAGCAUUAUAUGCGAUGUGUGACUAAAAAUGAGCUGCCGUUUGUAGAUGAGGACCAUUGGAGGGACUUCGAGGGAG